Molecule: messenger RNA, 2023 nt
Organism: Nothobranchius furzeri (turquoise killifish)
Lineage: Eukaryota; Metazoa; Chordata; Actinopteri; Cyprinodontiformes; Nothobranchiidae
Source: RefSeq, a predicted model, not a curated record
AUUUUCUGCGCUUUUGGCUACUUUUCUUUUAAAUAGGUACUAUACCUGUAAGCACAAAACUCUGUAUACCAAAAUGUUACUCGUUUUGAAUUUUAGGGUUACAUUUUGCACAAAACUGACGAUCUAACGCUUAAUGCUAAUUUCGGUUAGGACCUGAAAGCUCACCAGUACGAUUAUUCCCAAGUCCAUGAACGCAACAGACGCGUUACGCACGUCUGUCUCCAUGGCAACACAAGAGGUGCUUUUAUACUUCUCCGUCUGCGUCGGGACGGAGACACGCAACGCCAAAAAGCUCGUGAAAGCUAAAAGAAAGUUUGUUUUUCUGCUAAUAGCUACUACAAGCUACCUUGUGAGUUUUUCCCCGUUUAAAUUAGUCAGUGUUUUUGCUGUUACAACCAUUAUGACAUAAUAUAUUUACAUGAAAACUAACUUAAUUGUUUGACUACAAUUGUCCAAAAGUUCGUUAUUGGGUAAACAUCUGCUUGCUAACUAACAGUUAUGCUAAAACGCCAUUAAAAUUGAUACUGUCGGUCUUUAUUAGCUAGCUGUGACUAUGCUAACGCCACAAACUUUAGAAGUAAAUACAAUUGUUUAAAAUCACUUCUGUGUCGGUGACACCACAGCUAGACCCCCACAGCCGUGUCCCGCAGCUGUUGGGAGGGUGACGUUCACACGCUGCUGCUGGCUGCUGAAGCCGCUCAGAAGGAUGAUAUUCUGACUUUUACUCAUCAAGCCAUCUGGGGCCCAGCAGCCUGAACUGGAGUCAACCUCCCAAAGAGACACAGCAGCUUCUCUGGAGCGCUUCACAGAGCCAAGAAGAAAGUUCUAACUCCCCGGCACUCAAGAACAAACAAAGACGCUGGCCUGUGUCAAGAAAAAAGAAAUGGAAGCAUCUCCCUCUGAGAACACUUCUGGCACUGCUUUUGUAGAGUCUGAGGUCUCUAGGUCAAAACAAGAUCAGACUAAAGAUUAUUCAUCGCAUGCCGGCACAAUAGGAGAUGCAACUGAAAUAGAUUCUUGUCCUUCGGAUGUUCUGACAAACCAGCUAAAAGGCUGUUCUCAGAGAGAAUCGGACUCUUUAUCGCACCCAAAGGGAAGCGUGCAGUUUUCCUUGAGUCACUCCAACCAUGAAGGCCUGAAUAAUGAAGGCAGACUGGAGAGGAAACAGUGGGUUGAUAAGGAAGUUGCAACCAAACAGGUCGUGUUGGCAGAAAGAAAUUUUGCUGAAGCUUGUGAGCAGAAACUACAAAAGGAGUUGAAAAAGUUGUCAGUGCAGAGCCGGCCCAGCAGAGACCGCCUUGCGGUGUUCAGUGACGUCUUUGAUGAUGUAUGUGAAGGCUCGCCAGUAUUUGGACACAUCCUGAGGGAAAUCAAGGCAGAUUAUGAUUUAUAUGCGAACCACUUGAUACGUUCCCAUUCCUCAACUCUAAACAUGUGCUCACAGCCACUGAGUGAUUCAGUCAAAGACACUGAUGUGAAGGAAAUGGGUGAAAAAGAGCUGGACAAUGCUCCAAAACAGGUGUGCAUGCUGGAACAAGAAGCUAGAAGAGCUCUGGAGGAGAAGAAACGAUUCCAACACGAGUUGCAGAAAAUUUCAGCUGUAAUCGGUUCAGAAGACAACCUGAAGAAUACAUCUCUGUCCAUGCUCCAGGACAGUGCUAACAUCCCUCAGCUCAGGCUUCAGGUGCUUAAAAUAAGAAAGGAGAUUCAAGACCUGGAGAAGGAGAUUGGUGAAAAUCUGGUGUACGACGUUAGAACUUCUGCUACUGAACGGCGUAUCAAAGAAGUUAAGACUGAAAGUAUGAAACUAAUAGCCUCAAAUAACCGUCUGAGGACCAUCAGCAAGGAUUUUGAGGAAAAAAUCAAUGAGGUGCUGAACACAGAGAAAGUGAACAAGAGCCUAAGACGGAUGUUGUGGAGUGAAAUAUUUGGUGAUCUCCAAACAGAUGGCGAAUAGUCUCAGUGAGGAAAUCAAAGUUAGAGCAUUUGUUGAAAAUAAUAAAAGAAAACAUGCAAUAAACUU